CUCAAGAGAAUGAAUGGUACCUAGCUAGAGCUGUCGCGAUAAACAAUCAAAUCAGCUCAGUUACGACUUUAAUUUGUUGUACAGGGAUUAUUUAUGAUACUAAAUAAUCUAUGCGUAUUUUUAAAUCUGGACCACCAAAAUGAGUCGCUUUAAUUCCACGGUUCCAGUCGAAGAAUAUCUCGCGGACAGUAAUGUGAUGUUCUACUUAUGUGAUGCUGUGACCCAACUUUUAGAACAUAAAGAAGAAUACACCCAAUUUGGUAUGAUCCGUUAUUUUGCUGAAUAUUUCAGCAGUGUGAAGAACAGCAACCACAUACUCUUCAGAGAAUAUAGCUAUGUAAAGGCUACUUCUCACAACAGAACAUCUUUCAUCAGAGUAUUCUGGAGAUGCUACAGGCAGAUUGGGAAGAGCGGUGAUCUACUCUCUAUGCUGGAGUACAGGUCCUUGCUACAGUUACUGUGUCCUGACUUUCCCAUGGAGGUAGUGCAAUGUGCAGCCCGGACUGUCCUGAUGGAUGAUGCCUUAGAUUGCCUGAUGUCCUUUUCUGACUUUCUCUUUGCCUUCCAACUACAAUUGUACUACCAAGAGUUUCUGGAAAGCAUUCUGGAGAUUUAUCAAGAUUUGCUUGCUGGAAAGAGCCCUAACACAGUUAUUGUCCCCACCUCCACGCCCAUUGAACAGCUCCCUCCUGUGGCUGCAGAAGAGAACGACAAAGAGGAGCAGCAGCAGGAUGGAGUUGAGACGUCAACUCUGGCACAAUGUAUAGAGGCCUUCUGUGACCGCUUCAAACACAAUUAUCCUCCUAGGUCUUGUAUGAGAGACAUCCUGAAACAAAAUGACAAAGUGUCAUACUACAGCUUUCUUAUGAGCUUGGCAAAACAUGAAACUGUCAACCAAACAAUUGGAGCACUACCAAGCAAAGCCGAGCUGCUCAUUGACCCAGAAAUGGACCAAGAAUUAGACAAAUUAAUUGCACAGAUCUCGGUGAGCCCAGGCAGUAACAGCAGCAGCAGUGCAGUGGGGGCCCUGAAGGAAGCCCAGAGGAAAGCCUCUCCUCGAAGGAACAUUCACCACAAAAGAAGGAUGGAGGUGGAGAGUGACGGCUCCACAGAAGAGACUGACUCCUCUGAAAACUGAACUUACGCCUUUAA
Periophthalmus magnuspinnatus is the source of this 1152-nucleotide messenger RNA. It is a transcript of the gene cstpp1, whose product is annotated as centriolar satellite-associated tubulin polyglutamylase complex regulator 1. The coding region runs from base 140 to 1138 and encodes 332 amino acids. The record is from RefSeq and is a predicted model, not a curated record. Lineage: Eukaryota; Metazoa; Chordata; Actinopteri; Gobiiformes; Gobiidae. The transcript has 9 exons.